Molecule: messenger RNA, 882 nt
Organism: Neoarthrinium moseri
Lineage: Eukaryota; Fungi; Ascomycota; Sordariomycetes; Amphisphaeriales; Apiosporaceae
Exons: 2
Coding region: 1-882 (293 amino acids)
Source: RefSeq, a predicted model, not a curated record
AUGCCGCAAGGAACGAAGCGUGUGCAUUCGCCUGCACCUUACGAGCGUAUCGUCAGGGCCAAGACUUCCGACGAAGAGAUAGAGGGCAUGGGCAAUGCCCGGAACAUCGCGAUAUUGCCGGUUGAAGAGAUCAAAUCUGAGCUGAAGGGCGACGUAAAUGUGCAAGCACCUUCGGCUAAUCAAAGCACACGUGCUGCUUGUUCCUACUGCAAGGAAUUGUCUACAGAGAACGAAGAAUUGAAAUACGAGAACGCCAAGCUCAUAUCACGACUCCAAGGACUUACCGUAUCCGAAGAGCUCGUCGUCAAAGCCGAGCAGCCGGAUCGCUCUCCUGACGGCGACCCAGACGAGGAGGCCGAUGCCGAGGUCAAGAGACUCGCGGCCCAGAACGGCGGGCUGACGCAGACGGUGGUGUCGCUGAGGCUCGCCUUGAAUCGACAGGUGACAGAGCACAAGGCGCGGGAGGAUCUGAAUUGCCGCAUCUACGAGCAGUGGCUGGAGGUGCGCAGCACGUCGAUGCAGACCAAGCUCAACGAGCAGCUGGCGGCCAAGACCCAGGAGAUGGAGCAGCGCGGCCAGGAGCGCGAGAUAGCCCUGGCCGAGAAGGAGGGCCAGCUCGAGGCGCUGUCCGAGAAGCACCAAGCGGAGGUCCUGAAGAACCAGAGAUAUAGAGACCGUCUCCGGGAUGCCGAGUGGCACAACAGGCUCUUGCGCGAGGAUUACAAAGCGCUCGGAAGAGCUCAUCGACGCAAUGCAGAUCGUCUCAUGGCCCCGGCAUCCGACACCUUGACCCGUAUGGAUGAAGAAAUGGAGGAGCUGCACCGGGAGUUGCAGCAUUUACUGUCUCCAUAUGACAGAAGAGAUAGGGGUGGUCGCCGAUGA